AUGGUACUCUUGGUAGAUAAGUUUACAAAACUCUAUACCAAACUGGAGAAUCAUUACCACCAUCAUCACCAUCACCAUCACGAUGAUCAUCAACGAUUAGAUGAAGCCUUAUCAGGUUUUCGGUCUGAUAUUCUGUUUUCCCUCAACCAGUUUCUGGAAAAUUGGAAUCCGAUUGGAUCAGAGAAUCUCACCCUGCCAUGGAUUCAGCAAGCUCUAGAGCUCAUACCCAGUGUCAACCAGGCUUUUGCAAAGCUGGCUGUGGAUAUAGACUAUCCCAUGAGAAAAUGGGAGGCACCUUCUGUUGAGAAUUAUCUCGACAAUACCUUCCACAUCUUAAAUCUUCUCAAUUCUAUAAGUUCAGCACUUUCUCAGCUCGGUCAAGUUCGCCUUUCGCUGUCUCAUGCUCUCAGCCUGCUUGAGAAUUCGCCUUCUCUGGCACUCCAUCAUCUCAAAGUGAAGAAUUCAGUAUCAGCCAAGGAUUUUCACAAGCCAGAGAAUACUAACAAGGCAAGCAGUGAAGAAAUAUCAGUAUCAUUGUCCGGGAAAGAGAGAAUUAUCCAUCAAGCUCUGGUUGAAAUCAAGAGUAUAGGCUUUUGGGUUUGCGGUAUUCUACUGUCUGGUUUGCAUGGAGAAGCUAUACCAUACUUGGAGAUCAGAAAACUGGCAGACGGGUCCGCUAAUUCAUCAGUGAAUGGAUUGGAUUCAUGGGUUACCCAGCUCGUUUCGGGUAAAGGGUUUGUGUUGGAGGAUGUGAAAGGUCUGAAUUAUGCUGUGGCUUCCCUUGCGGCAGCCAUAACCAAUGGAGAACAACAGAGUGAUGCAGCUGAGGAAUUGAGGAGGAAACUGAAGGUGUUUGGGAAGGCUUUGGAGGAUUUAGGAACAGGAGUGGAUUACAUAUUUUCCUCAACAUUAACCAGAAGAAAUCAGCUACUCGAUACUGUCCGAAAACAGAAUCAACCAUGGCGACAGGAGCAGAAAAUAUUUAAUCAAACAAAAAAAUUGUAUUUUUAG
Carica papaya (papaya) is the source of this 1011-nucleotide messenger RNA. RefSeq names its product protein BPS1, chloroplastic-like. Lineage: Eukaryota; Viridiplantae; Streptophyta; Magnoliopsida; Brassicales; Caricaceae. The record is from RefSeq and is a predicted model, not a curated record.